CGUGUGGGUACAAGCGCGCGCACGCGGGGUCCGCCUCGGGCACGCGCCGGUACAAGCGCGCACACGCGGGGUCCUCCUCGGGGCCUGUGGGUACAAGCACGCGCACGCGGGGUCCGCCUCGGGCACGCGCCGGUGCAAGCGCUCCCGCCGCCGGCGCCGCUUUUCCCGCGCGUGGCCGCGGGGCUUCGGGCGCGUCUUUAGCGGAGCGGAGCGGGCCGGGUGCGCGCCCGGGCCAAGUUCACGGGCCGCGGCGGAGCCGGCAGCUUGGCGGCGGGACUACAAGUUCCAGGGUCCCCAGCGGCGCGUCCCGGGAUCCGCAGCCGCUCGCUCCGGCCGGGCCGCGGGCGCUCUCCGAGUCCUCCCGGGUCCGAGCGCGCGCGGGGGCGGGGGCGUCCUCCCGAUGCCGGGGGCCAGCCGCGGGGCAGCCGGCGGGGCUCGGGUGCUGGGCGCCGUGCGGGGCCUCUGCGCGCGCCUCGCCGCCCCCCGCCGCCCCCCAGGCACGUGCGGCGGCCUCCGGGCGGCCCCGGGCGCGCGCGCACUGGCGGCGGCUCCCCGGGCGCAGCCCCGCUUGGCGCCGCGCCUCCUCUGCCGGGCACAGGGAGCCGGGCGGGCCGGCGUGCGCACUUGGGCGGCCGCUCCCCCUCUGGCCAUGGCGGCCAAGGUGGACCUCAACACCUCCACCGACUGGAAGGAGGCCAAAGCUUUCCUGAAGGGCCUGAGUGACAAGCAGAGGGAGGAGCAUUAUUUCUGCCGAGACUUUAUCAAGCUGAAGAAGAUCCCCACCUGGAAGGACGUGGGGAAAGGGGCGGCCAGUAAGGAGGAGGAGCCGCAGUACAGGAAGGACAAGGCCCUGAAUGACAAAAUCUCGCUCUUCCGGGGCGACAUCACCAAGCUGGAGGUGGACGCCAUCGUGAACGCGGCUAACAGCUCCCUGCUCGGAGGCGGCGGUGUGGACGGCUGCAUCCACCGCGCCGCCGGACACCUGCUGACCGAGGAGUGCCGCACCCUGCACAGCUGCGAGACGGGCCAGGCCAAGAUCACCGGGGGCUACCGCCUCCCGGCCAAGUAUGUCAUCCACACCGUGGGGCCCAUCGCUCAGGGAGACCCCAGCCCCAGCCAGGUCCAGGAGCUGCGCAACUGCUACCUUAACAGCCUGCAGCUGGCGCUGGAGAACCGCCUGCGAUCAGUGGCCUUCCCGUGCAUCUCCACCGGGGUCUUUGGUUACCCCAACGAGGCAGCGGCCGAGGUGGUCCUGGGCAGCCUCCGAGAAUGGCUGCAGGACAACAAGGACAAGGUGGACAGACUGAUCAUCUGCGUGUUCCUGGAAAAGGACGAGGAGAUCUACCGCAAGCGGCUGCCUCACUUCUUCCCCGUGGACGCUCCCCAGGGACUGCAGUCCCAGUUGUGAAGACAGAGCCCAGCCACACCUACCCAGGACCCCAGCUCUCCCACCACCCCCCAUGGGAUGGGGGGGGGGGGGGGGCCUCACUACUGUUCAAUAAAGGGUUCUGCUCAGGACCGGUCUCUGGGCUUGCCGACCUUC
Sarcophilus harrisii (Tasmanian devil) is the source of this 1543-nucleotide messenger RNA. It is a transcript of the gene MACROD1, whose product is annotated as mono-ADP ribosylhydrolase 1. Gene Ontology annotation, cellular component: nucleoplasm. NCBI's taxonomy places the organism in Eukaryota, Metazoa, Chordata, Mammalia, Dasyuromorphia, Dasyuridae. The transcript is spliced from 10 exons. The record is from RefSeq and is a predicted model, not a curated record. Gene Ontology annotation, molecular function: ADP-ribosylglutamate-[protein] hydrolase activity. Bases 401 to 1408 code for a protein of 335 amino acids. Gene Ontology annotation, biological process: DNA damage response; purine nucleoside metabolic process; peptidyl-glutamate ADP-deribosylation.